AUGGUAGCAGUUCAGAAGAUCGGCGUCUUGUCGCUGGGUGAGAUGGGAGCAGGCAUCGCCAGGUUGCUGGUUGCUCAUGACUUCACUGUGGCUACAAAUUGUCAAGGCAGAAGUGAAGAUACUCUUAGCCGAGCACGCAAUGCUGGUGUCGAGCUCCUCACCUCAGACCAAGAGCUGGUCCAGAAAUGCUCAGUUGUCUUCUCAGUCGUCCCCCCUCGUGAUGCCGAAGCCACUGCCCAGAGGGUCAUCGACGCUCUAUCGGGCGGCUCGAGGGCAAACCGGCUGUUCUACGCCGACCUCAACGCCGUCUCCCCCGCCACGACCAAGCGCAUCGCCGCCAUGUUCGAGAAGGCCAGGGCGCCCGUCCGUUUCAUCGACGGCUGCAUCCUCGGUGCGCCGCCGAGACUCAAAUCGGACGCCGACCCUGGCACAAAUGUAAGUAUGAGCGAUACCACCAGCAAGGAGUUCAACUGGGCUCGCCCCCGCAUCCCCAUCUCCGGCCCCCACUCGCUCGCGGAGGAGCUCGAGGGCGGGGAGCGGCUCGCGUCCGUCCUCAAUCUCAGGUCCAUUUCGUCCGAGAUUGGUGCCGCGAGCGGGCUCAAGAUGUGCUUCGCGGCCAUGACCAAGGGGUUUACCGCGAUAGCCACCCAGAGCUUCUCCACGGCGCACCGCCUCGGAGUCGCCGGGGAGCUGAGGAAGGAGAUGGCGGCGCUGAUUCCGACUCACCUUGGGGAGGCGGAGAAGGGCGUUCCGUCCAUGGUGCCCAAGGCGUACCGUUGGGUGCGGGAGAUGGAGGAGAUUGCUGCGACGAUGAAUGAUGAGGGUGGCUGGGGCAGGGACAUAUUUACUGGCGCUGCCGGCGUGUACAAAGCCGUGGCCGAGGAUGAGGUUCUUAGUAAGGAGAAGACGGGGAAGAGGAACAGGGGAACAUCCAUAGAGGAUGUGGCAGCUGCCAUAGGAGAAGGCUUCGAGAGAAAGAGAAAGAAGACAGAGUAA
Messenger RNA from Clonostachys rhizophaga, 996 nucleotides. Lineage: Eukaryota; Fungi; Ascomycota; Sordariomycetes; Hypocreales; Bionectriaceae. The record is from the annotation of a GenBank genome assembly.